Molecule: messenger RNA, 610 nt
Organism: Zea mays
Lineage: Eukaryota; Viridiplantae; Streptophyta; Magnoliopsida; Poales; Poaceae
Exons: 2
Coding region: 21-521 (166 amino acids)
Source: RefSeq, a predicted model, not a curated record
CUUGCUCUGGGUAUGGCCGUAUGGCGCGGAGAGGGAACAGGCUACAGAGGGAGAGGACAACCAAAUCGGGCAAUCAGCUGGGCAUCCUCGUGUUGCGCCUGCGAGCAGGUCAUCGAGGGAGUGGCGGUUGCGUGGAGAACACAUACCAACCAGCCGCGACCGAGAAGGGCGGGGCGAAGGAAGGACAACGUGUGGCUCCGCUCCACGGGACGACGGCGGCGUCUCAGGGUCCGGACAGAUCUUUUUUGCGCAGCGGCAGGGAGAGGAGACGGAUGGACAUGGAUGGCUACGAGUCAGACGGAACCAGGAGUAGAGUUCCAUACAGGCUGUCGAGAUCUCCUCGUCACAGCCUACUCCCAUGCUAUGGUGAUGGAGAAGGAUGUCGCCGCAACACUGAUCUCACCACGGUCAGGAUGGAGAACGACCGUUGUGCUGUACGAACCUUGUAUAUUUCUAUGGAUGUCGAAAUAUGUGUUUGGCAUAUUUGCUUAUCAACUGAGUCGAAAUAUAUGUUAUGUUGAUUCAGUUUUGGGUUGAUUCACUUUUAUUCAGUUGAUUUAGAGAUUGAUUCUGUUUGAUUCAGUUUGGGCACAUAUUCAGUUUCAGUUUC